Molecule: messenger RNA, 548 nt
Organism: Panonychus citri (citrus red mite)
Lineage: Eukaryota; Metazoa; Arthropoda; Arachnida; Trombidiformes; Tetranychidae
Exons: 1
Coding region: 59-481 (140 amino acids)
Biological process (GO): negative regulation of peptidase activity
Molecular function (GO): peptidase inhibitor activity
Source: RefSeq, a predicted model, not a curated record
UCCGAAAGCAAUUUCUAUCAAUUGAAUCAGUUGUUUUUCCAACAAUCAAGAAUCCAAAAUGAAAAUCGUACUUUGUUGUUUAAUCUUAAUCAUCUCAAUCGUCGCCAAUGAUGCAAUUGUUUGCACUCCAAGUUAUUGUGCGACAGUUUUGUGUAAACAAAUAGGACCAAACGACUGUGACCCAGGGUCAGUUUACAAGCCCAAUGGCGGAUUCUGUGGAUGUUGUCCAGUUUGUAUUGAACAGUUAGGAGAAGGUCAGUCUUGUGGUCCAAGUUUGAUGAUCAGAGGUGGACCACCACCGACCUCAGAGUGUAGAUCACCGUUGGUCUGUAAAUCAUUCAGUCCAAAUGAACCUCGAAAAUGUACUUACCCUUAUCAAUCCCCACCAAUAAUUGGACCAACUUAUCCAACACCAGCCCAACCAAUUUCUGACUGUUCAUCUGAUUCAAAUGACGCUAUCAUCAUUAUCGAUCAAUUCUAAUACAGCAAUUAACAAUCUAAUUGUAAAGAAAUACUUUAUUCUAAUAAAUAUAUAAUAUGUAAUUCAA